Messenger RNA from Knipowitschia caucasica, 210 nucleotides. Lineage: Eukaryota; Metazoa; Chordata; Actinopteri; Gobiiformes; Gobiidae. The record is from the annotation of a GenBank genome assembly.
AUGGUAGUGGCAGUGCCCCUUCUGAACGUUAGAGAAAGCCAUGGUCUGCAUCUGAGCGAACCACACGGUGACGGAGGAGGUGAUGAGGAGGUGAUGGAGGAGGUGAUGGAGGAGGUGAUGGAGGAGGUGAUGGAGGAGGUGAUGGAGGAGGUGAUGGAGGAGGUGAUGGAGGUGAUGGAGGAGGUGAUGGAGGAGGUGAUGAGGAGGUGA